AUGGCAUUAUUAGAAAAGGUUCACAAGACCAUCGUGAGGCUUGGUCUUCUACCCAAGAUGAUACGCGCUCUUCCGAAGAUCUCAUUAUUUUUAACAAUAAUUGGUGUUAUUUGGAUAGCUGUAUUACCAAUGGAGGGUCAAUAUCGUGGUACAUAUAUUUCAGAAAAUGCAUUAAUGCCAUCUCAAGCUUAUAGUUACUUCAGAGAGAGUGAAUGGAAUUUAUUAAGAGGUUACAGAACUCAAUUACAAGAUUUUCAACGUAAUGAUACUGAUUACGAAUCAAAUCUCAAAAUAAUGCAAGGUUGGUUGAAUGAUAUAGGUUACAAAACAGAUAUUCAACAUUCUGCACAAGGUUCUAAUUUAUAUGGUAUUUGGCAUGCUCCUAGAGGUGACGAUACUGAAGCCAUAGUCUUGGGUGCAGCUUACCACAAUUCAGAUGGUAUCUUCAAUCUCGGUGGAUUAAGUAUAACACUAGCAAUGGCUAGAUACUUUCAUAGAUGGGGUGUUUGGUCCAAGAAUAUUAUCAUUGUCAUUCCACAAAAUCCAAAUUCUGCAUUGAGAUCAUGGGUCAACGCCUACCAUAGUACAUUAGAUCUUACUGGUGGGUCUAUUGAAAGUGCAAUAAUGUUGGAUUAUCCAUCAGCUUCUGAUAAUUUUGAUUAUAUUGAAUUAUACUAUGAAGGUAUAAAUGGACAAUUGCCAAACUUGGAUCUUGUGAAUGUCGCUGUCUCUGUUUCUGAACAUGAAGGACCAAGAGUUAGUAUCCAAGGAACUCCUCAAGAUGAAUUAGACAAGAAUGAUUAUUGGUCAAGACUAAGAAUAUUGGGUAGGGGUAUUGUUGAAAUGGCUUUAGCUGGUGUCAGACCUGGCCAUGGUAAUGAAGCAUUUAGUGGAUGGAGAGUCCAAGCUAUAACUUUGAAAGCUAAAGGUGAAUCCGGUCCAUACGAUAUCACCACAUUCGGAAGAAUUCCUGAAGCAUUAUUCAGAUCAGUUAACAACUUGUUGGAAAAAUUUCAUCAAUCUUUCUUCUUCUACUUGUUGUUGGCUCCAAGAAGAUUCGUUUCAAUUGGUACUUAUUUACCAUCAGCAGCGUUGAUCACUGCCAGUUAUGUUGUUAGUUCUUUGGAUAAAGUUUUGAAUAGUGGAUUUGAAACCUCUUAUUUGAUACCAUACGCCAUCCCAGCUGGAGGUGUGAUGUCCAUUGCAAUCUUUGUCGGGCUUGUUAUUUCCCAAUUGAUUCCAUUAUUACCACAAUUAUUUGCCUACAUCUUGAUUGGUGUGUUCAUGUUAUUUUCAGGUGGUUCCUUAUUUUACAAAAUCAAUCUCAAGAAUGAAUUGAAGGUGAUAUUAAGAUCAUUGGCAUUACUUUAUUACAGUACUGUAUUAUCUUCAUUGUUAGUUUUAAAUUUUUCAUUAACGUUUGCAAUUGGUGUUUUGGCUUUACCAUUAACUUUUAUUCAAGAUAGUUUGUCAGAUAAGAGAAUCAUGCUAUGUUUAUUACUUUCUAAUCCUUUUAUCAUCUCAUUAUUCAUUGCACAAGAUUUUGAAAAUGGGUUAAGUGAGCUAUUAUAUGGCUUAACUACUAGCUGGAAAGAACUUAACUGUCAUACAUGGCUAGUUAUUACUAUAGGUUGGUUACCAACUUGGUUGACUAUUGCAUUUACAACAUUGAUUAAAGAUGAUUCAAGAUCUGAAACAGCUGAGAAAAAAACUGAAUAA
Hansenula anomala is the source of this 1719-nucleotide messenger RNA. It is a transcript of the gene GAA1, whose product is annotated as GPI-anchor transamidase subunit GAA1. The transcript has a single exon. Lineage: Eukaryota; Fungi; Ascomycota; Saccharomycetes; Phaffomycetales; Wickerhamomycetaceae. Bases 1 to 1719 code for a protein of 572 amino acids. Gene Ontology annotation, cellular component: GPI-anchor transamidase complex; membrane. The record is from RefSeq and is a predicted model, not a curated record. Gene Ontology annotation, biological process: attachment of GPI anchor to protein.